AGGCCGUGCGGGAGUUAAGGGGAGGAGUGAUGUCCUUAUCUGAGGUGAGAGGCUGAGUUGGGGAACACAAGCAGAAAGAAGGGAGGAGGUGGAGGAGACUUGGUCUGCAGAUGUUCAUGCUUCAUGUUGGAAUACGACUAAUGGGCUGAUCUCAACAACAGGAUGAGUGACCACGAGCAGCGCCCCCGCCCCCCCUCCCCGGGCCGCGCGCAGAACGUCAAGCCCCGCCCCGACGGCGGGAAGGGCGGCCGCCUGUCCCUGAGGGGGGUCCGUCGCUCGCUGAGCCUCGGAAGCGAGCGGGGGGUCCCCCACCGACGGACGAGGGAGCGUCACGAGGAGGGCCGCAGCCGGAGGAGGAGCGACACCGAGGCCAGGCGCCGCCGCGCCGCCGCCGCAGCGGGGCCGCCGCGCGGCCACAGGAAGGCCGCCGCGCAGCAGGAGCGCCGGGAGCCCGCCGCGCAGCAGGAGCGCCGGGAGCCCCCCGCGCGGCACGACGACGGCGACGUGGCCGACACCGAGUGCGUCGUGUGCUUCUGCUCCUACGACAACGUCUUCAAGACGCCCAAGCUGCUGGCGUGCGGCCACACCUUCUGCCUGGAGUGCCUGGCCCGCAUCAACGUCUCCUCGGAGGUGCUCACCUCGCUCACCUGCCCCGUGUGCCGCGAGACCACCCGGCUCCCCCACGGCAGCGACCUGCCGCAGCUCGGCAACAACCUGGACGUGUUCCGCCGGCUGCCGCCCAACAUGCAGAAGGCGCUGUCGGUGCGCUUCAAGCGCAGCAAGGGGAAGCUCUUCCUCAGGAAGGCCGCCGGGCCCAGCGUCACGCUGCCCAGGAAGAAGAGGCCAGACGGGGAGGCGUCCUCGGCGCGCGGACCCCCGCCGAGCCUCUUCGAGCUGGAGGGCGCGACGCCGGCGGCCACCAUGAUAGACGUGGGCCAGCCCCCCAGCAGGGUCAGAAGUCGCCUGCGGCAGAUGUUCCGCUCGGACCGCUGCUACAACGCGGUGAUGGCGUCCAUCGUCACCGUCACGGUGGCGUUGAUGCUGUUGGGGGUGCUGGCCUUCGUCAUCGUGCCCAGUAUAGUCGGACGCCCCGACACGGCACCGAGUCAGAACCAAACUGGGACCACGGCGGCCGGAGGUCCGGGCCCCGGAUUCUGACCCCGAAGUAACAAACUCACAGGGACGUAGGACUGAUUUGAAAUCCUGCACUUCUUCUUUACAGUGUACAUCUUGCGCCCGAUAGUGCAUUACUUAUACCCAUAAUGCAAUGUAAAAUAAUUGUACAAAUUACUUGUAAGAAUUAUAUCCCAUGAUGCUGAGCGAAUUGUAAUCGUUGUUUAAUUCUUCCAAUAGAUAUUGUUGGUUUUCGCCAAACAAAAACAAGAAUAAAUGUUAUGAAACCAUUGAAAUCUAUACACUGUAUAAUCGGUGAGUUUGGCUUUACCAAUAUAAUAUAUUAAUAUAAUAUAAUUUUUUUCACAUGGAAUAUUGCUUUUUCUACAUAUUUAAAAUUGAGCAGACGCAUUUAUCUUCCAUACUUGAUGUGUAUUACGAGAGUUAAAUAUAUUUUUUUAUUUCUUCUCAUUGUCCUUCAAUGGUGGCGGGUCUUUUGCAUCCAACCGCCAAAAGUCCCCUAUGGGCUAGUUGUUUCCGCCAGAGUUUCACAAGCAGGCAUUCAGUUACAGCUUGUGUCUCCGAGUCAUGACGUGGCUCUUCGACAACAAUAAAUAUGCUGUCAAAUACUGUUCAGCCUGCCACCGACCAAGAGUUCCGCUCAGACUCAGUUACAAACAUCAACAAGCAGCCUCAGGCAGGAUGAAAUUGAUUUUAAUCCGCAUGUCCUCUAUAAUUGAAGUCGCACCUUACAGCCACACUGACAAUGUGGUGGAGUAUUUUAAAAGGUCUAAAUCUAAAGGUGAAUAAGAAGUAAAUAAUGAAAUGGAGGGUUAUGAAGGACGGAAAACCUUGUAGAUAGCACAUGAAUUACUUUCAGAUUGAUUAUAUAUUUAUAGGUCGCACCUGUAACUUUCAAUAAAGCAAUGUUACAAAAUA
This is a messenger RNA of Gadus morhua (Atlantic cod), 2052 nucleotides long. RefSeq names its product ring finger protein 183 (gene rnf183). Gene Ontology annotation, molecular function: ubiquitin protein ligase activity. Gene Ontology annotation, biological process: protein ubiquitination. Bases 163 to 1158 code for a protein of 331 amino acids. Lineage: Eukaryota; Metazoa; Chordata; Actinopteri; Gadiformes; Gadidae. The record is from RefSeq and is a predicted model, not a curated record. The transcript is spliced from 2 exons.